Messenger RNA from Panicum virgatum (switchgrass), 432 nucleotides. RefSeq lists its product as uncharacterized. Lineage: Eukaryota; Viridiplantae; Streptophyta; Magnoliopsida; Poales; Poaceae. The transcript is spliced from 2 exons. The coding region runs from base 1 to 432 and encodes 143 amino acids. The record is from RefSeq and is a predicted model, not a curated record.
AUGGAGGCAUACUGCAAUGCAGUACGCCUCCUUGAAGACAAAUUCGACUGUCUAGAACUCAACCACGUCCCGCGCAAUUACAAUGAGGAUGGCGACGAGCUAGCCAAGAUUGCGUCAGGGCAGACCACCGUCCCCCCGAACAUCUUUGCUCGCGACAUCAUCAAGCCCUCCGUCGAUUUCAAGAAUCUGGCAGAGCCGGGCCCCUCGAACGCUGAGCCCCCUGGCGGGAACCCUUCGGCGGAUGAGGCCGAGCCCAUGGACACUGACUUCAAGACCUCCUCCAUGGACGAGGCCAAAGCGAUGGAGAUCGACGAGGCCCCACCCCCGCGGGAUUGGCGCACUCAACUUGAAGUACGGGUCACCGAGGCUCAACGCCUACCAAGAGCAGCAGAACCAGUGAGCCCGCAAGGACUCGCUGGACCAAGUGGAUGA